Messenger RNA from Fonsecaea erecta, 1353 nucleotides. RefSeq lists its product as hypothetical. The record is from RefSeq and is a predicted model, not a curated record. Bases 1 to 1353 code for a protein of 450 amino acids. Lineage: Eukaryota; Fungi; Ascomycota; Eurotiomycetes; Chaetothyriales; Herpotrichiellaceae. The transcript has a single exon.
AUGUCCACCGUAUCAGGCAUAUCCCAGGCAGUCUUGCACGGUUUCCUCGACCAAAACCACACCUCAAACCUUCAUGCAGAAUGGAUCAACCAUCCGACUCCCUGGCCGUGGGUCCUGGCGAGCGUAACACUUUCUAUAAUCCUCGGGUUUCUAGGGGUUCAAGCAUCGUACAAGUCGUGGGAGCCAAAGACUCGGCGCUUCAGCAGCAGCGAUAGCGAGGUCCCUUUUUACCCUCCCACAGACCCGAAAGGCUAUCAACCACUCUACCAGCGAGGCCUAAGCUCCAGCAGUAGCAGCAGCACCAUCCUGUCGCUAGACGAAAGGAACAAGUACGGUGGCCUCGGCCGCUGCGCUCUGAUCACAAGCAUCAUAGGAAUAGGGUGGUCCACCAUUCGUGCGGGUGCCAUGCUUGCCGUUCUCAUCCAAAUCACAAUGGGAGAAAAGGGACACACAUAUCCCGGCAUCAUCAGCAUUGUGAUCAUGUUCACAUCCGUGCAGACAUACCUCGGCACCCGCGCCAUGCCCCGGAUCCUGUAUCUGCUGAUUCUCGUGGAUCUCUGCGCCAUCUACGCGAGUCUCGUCCUGGGGCUCCUUUCGUUCCUGCAAAACAAGGACACAGCCUACCAGGAGUUUGCGGUCAGUGGCGGCAACUGCCCGUGCAUGCUGGGCUACCGGACCGGACACAACAUGAAGUCGUGCGCAGCGUUUGCACAGUCUCUCCCCAGCGUGGUCGGCUGCAACGCGAAAUACCUGUGGACGAACAACACCGUCUCCGGCUCGAACGGGGCGGAGCUGAUGCCAUACCCGAAAUCGUGCCUGCUCUCGAGCAACGCGGCAGGUGACGAGGACAUCAACCCGAACAUGAUGACCUACAUGGUGCUGGCGGAAGUCAUCGUCGGUGGAGUCGGCCUGCUUUACGGGCUCGUCGUCCUGCUGUUCUCGUCGCGCUGGGUCUGGGAGGUUCUUCGACACCCGGCCGAGCUCUUGCAGGCCCUGACGAUCAACCGCCCGGACAUCAACCGUAAGCGAGACCUACGGUACGGCGGCACCCCCACGACGGAAAAGCCCCAAAGCCACAAAAUGCCUGGGCGGGCCAUCGGGAUGACAGUCCUGGCCUUCAUUGCGCUCCUCAUGUUCGCGGCGGUGACGAUCGUGGUCCACGUCCUCGACGAGACCCGGCCGAUCAGGAUGUUCUACCUGGACUCGUUCGGGCCCUUGGCCAACACCGCCGACGCAGGGGCGAGCUGGAGCGACUGCUUCGUCGUGGACACGCCCACCUCGGCCGACGGGGGUUUCCACAUCUGGUGGGCCGUCAGGCAGAGUCGAAUACUGCGAGCUCUUGCUCUGGCGUGA